Molecule: messenger RNA, 3219 nt
Organism: Cantharellus anzutake
Lineage: Eukaryota; Fungi; Basidiomycota; Agaricomycetes; Cantharellales; Hydnaceae
Exons: 18
Coding region: 1-3219 (1072 amino acids)
Biological process (GO): DNA-templated DNA replication
Molecular function (GO): chromatin binding
Source: RefSeq, a predicted model, not a curated record
AUGUCCUCAUCAGCAACGAAGGAACAAGAGGGUGAGACCGUCUCUGAUCCUUUAGAUGCGGAUUAUGUCCUCUGGGAUCCUCGAGAUAAUGCCUCCAAACCUCAGGUAGAAGAUGGAACCCCCGUUGUGUGUUUCACGUUCAUUCCUGCAUGUAUUCAAGCCCGUGAGCUACUCGAUACGACGAACCUAGAUGUCUACCCCGUUUUCCUCUCCGGGAAUGAAAACGCAAAAGGAUAUAUGCGUGGCUUCAUACCGCUUGAAUUUUUCAUACACCAGACGAUCCCGCGGGGUGAUGUGAGAGAAUUAUUAAAAUUUGACAUAGCGAAAUAUGGAGGUGUAGUCACUCGUGUUGACUCAGACGCCGAUCUGAUUCUUGUCGGCGACGAACCUGGGAAUGACAUCGAGCAAUACUAUCGACUCGCUAAAGGCGAAGUUCAGGGCAUAUCAUGGUUCCGUGACUGUAUCCGGAAAAAACGCGCAAAGCUUUCUUCAUACAGAGUAACCAGGGUGCCUGGCCGACGACCAGGGCAAGAGACUCGCCCUUUCACUCGAGAGGACAUGACGAAUCUAGUACGAUACGCAGCACGAAUGGCCCCCAAAAAAUCGAGCCAAAGACGGCCCGGGUCACGAGCCGGAUACUUGCUCUACGAGAACCUCUACAGAAACCUUGACAUCUAUCCGUGGGCCAAAAAUCACACAGUGCAAUCUUGGAACAACCAUUACAAGAAGCACAUGGAGUUUUAUGAUAGGCAAAUCGACCGCUAUAAAGAGAAACAUGGCAUCUCAAGUGGGGAUGAUGAAUUUGAGGAUCUGGACUUUCACAGCGAGGGGUCGGUUUCUCCCCAGCGUCACGAGCUUCCCAAACGUCGGCUCCCACGACGCGAAUCUCCCCCUGAUAUUCCAGAGGGCUCUGGAAAUGGCAGUAGACGCAGCAGGGCCACCUCUGAAGACGAUAGCGAUGGGGAAUAUCGGCCACGGCCAAAACCCAGGAAAAUCGCCCGCACCCCUGCGAUUCAUCAUAUCUCCCACAUAGCUGGGAUCAGUGGUUCGUCUGCGGAGGAAAGGUCAGACAGCGCCCAGUCACUUAGGCGGCCUACAGUGCGAGAGCUGCGCCCGGGGCGGAAUUUAAGUGCCCAUUCGGCGGACUCCCCCCGAGGCGAAGUUCCACGAUCUGAGAGUCAUUCUCGUGAUGCAGACGAGUCAAAUAGCAGCGAGAGCGGAUUCGGCCGUAUCAGAGAAGGGGAUCCAGAAAAUCAGGCGGAGUGGGCCAAGCGGCCGCGCAAACUUCAGGAAAGUCCAGACGGUGAUGGAAACAGUGCUGCUGCUAACGAGUCGACACAAGAGGUAGAAGAAGACCUCCGAGGAGGGGAGGAAGAAUCGAGCGCGGAGGUUGAGCCUCCUCCCAAGAACAAAGGGUCACGCGUUCCGGGGCCCGUGUCCAAGCUGGACGCCGAGUUACCCGGCAGAGGGGACGUUGACGACUUCCAUUCUGUGUCACUUUACUCCUACACCUCGUUUUUAUACGGCAGUAGCUUAGCGUAUGUGGAGACAAUUCGAUUACACGCCCAGACUUAUCCAUCAUCAGUCCUCCAGGAUCUCUAUCAGAAGAACCGAGAAGCAAACAACUUCCCUCGUGUGGUGGUACACCACUUUGCGUCGGUCUUCGCUUCUGAUGCGGACAUCCAACAAAUUCCCAAUCUAACCACGGCCAAAGGUUGCCUCGAUAGCCUUCUAUCCGAGAAAAGGCCUCUAGUACGUUUUCGUGCUAUGGUGCAAUCGACUGGAACAGAAGUAUAUUGCAAAGAGCUCCCUGCCCGGCAGCUCGGUGGCUGGGGACUUGCAGAAGAAUGUGGAGACCGAGUGGAUGACGAUCCAACUUCACACGCCUAUGAGCAUUUCCUCGAUGAUCGGACGACCCUUUGGGCAGUAUCUGUUCCUGGUGAAUCGGCCUGGGCAUCCGGUACAGCGGUUGGAUCAGAAGAAGAAACGCUGAGUCAAACAAGUGCUCAAUCCAAGAAGAAUCCUUUUCCUUCCCAAGCACACCUUGGAGUCAACGUCAAACUUUAUGGAUCGGAGGCAGAAUCCUUAAAACUGACUGAUGUUGUGACGUUUGUUGGCAUCCUUGUAAACGCACCGAUACUCAAUGUUAACGAAGAAGAGAUUGAGGUGCCGACUUUGCAUACCGUGUUUCACCGUUCUCCGGAUGAGAGCAGACUGCCCUUCAAAUUCCCUAUGGAUAUGCUUGUGUUGGGCGCCCCAAAUGACAUAAUUCAAAAUCUCACACUGGGCCCACUCCAUGCUCUACGUUCCGAACUUAUCGCCUGGAUUGCCGCGGAGGGCCUUGGCGGAGACACCACCGUCGCCGAGUGGAUCUUGAUGGCGUGCAUAAGUCGUACAAUCUCGAGAACCACCCAUACUUCCCCUUUCCUUGACUAUCUCCUCUUUUCCUCCCCGCCCCCUAUUCCGAACACCUCACCUACAAGGGUGAUUCUCGAGCCAACGAUCAAGCACGUUCUACAGCUGUUGCUUCCUGCCCUAGUCCAUUUGCCCCUCUCUAUCUCCUUCAUGAACGAAUCCCGCUUCCAACCACAAAGCGUGGACGAGGAGUUGCUUAGUGGGUGUCUCCAGCUUCCCGCUGGGACUGUGGUCCUUGUUUCGGACAGCGCUGUCUCUGAAGGGACGCUUCACGAGACCGGAGUGCGAAAUGUGGCAGCACUCAAACAAUGCGUCAGGAAUCAGACGCUGGAUUAUAUUUUCCCUUAUAGUUCGUUCCCUUUCCAAACGGAUUUGGAGUUCAUAGCUCUAGCACAGGGACGAACAUCACCUUUCGUCGAGACCGAUGUUUACGUGCCAUUGAGACCUGGGGAGGGCGUUUCGGUGCUGUAUAAAGACGCUGCGCAGGUACAGAAACCACCAGCGGAGAAAUUGAAACACUUUAGGGAUUUGCUCGGAGGCGCCAAGCAAGGCAAAGUCCAAAUCAGUGAAGAGAUAUCGCAAUUCAUUCAGCAAGACUAUGUUCGGGGGCGUCAAUCAUCCCCUUCUCCUGUCACGUCCGAUGAUCUCAUACUUCGGAUGUCAUUGGCAAGGUUGAUGUCUCUAUCCUUUCAUUCCCCAGAACUUACCAAGGACAUUUGGGCGAUCACGAAAAAACUGGACGAUUCAAGGAAGGAAUUACUGAGAGCAACGGCGCCGGGGGUUGAUCAAAGAGGACCAAUCUGA